Molecule: messenger RNA, 1563 nt
Organism: Propithecus coquereli (Coquerel's sifaka)
Lineage: Eukaryota; Metazoa; Chordata; Mammalia; Primates; Indriidae
Gene: BAIAP2L2
Product: BAI1-associated protein 2-like 2
Exons: 14
Coding region: 1-1563 (520 amino acids)
Biological process (GO): actin crosslink formation; positive regulation of actin filament polymerization; plasma membrane organization
Cellular component (GO): nucleoplasm; cytosol
Molecular function (GO): protein binding
Source: RefSeq, a predicted model, not a curated record
AUGGCCCCCGAGAUGGACCAGUUCUACAGGUCCACCAUGGCCAUCUACAAGAGCAUCAUGGAGCAGUUCAACCCCGCCCUGGAGAACCUGGUGUACCUGGGCAACAACUACCUGCGGGCCUUCCACGCUCUGUCCGAGGCGGCUGAGAUAUACUUCAGUGCCAUCCAGAAGAUCGGGGAGCAGGCCCUGCAGAGUUCCACCUCACAGAUUCUGGGUGAGAUCUUGGUGCAGAUGUCGGACACCCAGCGGCACUUGAACUCUGACCUGGAGGUGAUAGUGCAGAAAUUCCACGGAGACCUGCUGCAGCACAUGGAGAAGAACACCAAGCUGGACAUGCAGUUCAUCAAGGACAGUCGCCAGCACUAUGAGAUCGAGUACCACCACCGAGCCGCCAACCUGGAGAAGUGCAUGUCUGAGUUGUGGCGCAUGGAGCGCAAGAGGGACAAGAACGCUCGGGAGAUGAAGGAGAGCGUGAACCGGCUGCACGCGCAGAUGCAGGCCUUCGUGUCUGAGAGCCAGCGGGCGGCUGAACUGGAGGAGAAGCGGCGCUAUCGCUUCCUGGCUGAGAAGCACCUGCUGCUCUCCAACACCUUCCUGCAGUUCUUCGGCCGGGCCCGGGGGAUGCUGCAGAACCGCGUGCUGUUGUGGAAGGAGCAGUCGGACGCCAGCCGCAGCCCGUCCCGCGCACACUCCCCGGGCCUGCUGGGCCCAGUGCUGGGGCCGCCCUACCCCUCGGGCCGCCUGACGCCCACCCGCCUGGACAUGCCCCAGCGGCCUCUGGGAGAGUUCAGCUCCCCGCGCAGCCGGCACGGCUCCGGCUCCUACGGCCCCGAGCCCAACGACGCGAGGGCCGCGUCUCAGCUGGAGCCGGACCGCCGGUCCCUGCCCCGGACGCCGUCGGCCGCCUCGCUCUACGCCAGCGGCACCCAGUGCUCGCGCUCCAACUCCUUCGGCGAGCGCCCGGGCGGCGGCGGGGGCGCCAGGAGGGUCCGCGCCCUGGUCUCCCACUCGGAGGGCGCCAACCACACGCUGCUGCGCUUCUCUGCCGGAGACGUCGUGGAGGUGCUAGUGCCCGAAGCCCAGAACGGCUGGCUCUACGGCAAGCUGGAGGGCUCGUCCACGGGCGGCUGGUUCCCCGAGGCCUAUGUGAAGCCUUUGGAGGAGGUGCCCGUGAACCCCAUGGCCCCCUUGAGCCCCAUGACCUCCAUGAACCCUGGGAACGAGCCACCUUCCAGGUCCUACCCACUCCGGGGCAGCCACAGCCUGGACGACCUCCUGGACCGGCCGGGCAACUCCACAGCAUCCUCGGAGUACUGGGAUGGCCAGUCUCGAUCCCGCACCCCAAGCCGGGUGCCAAGUCACGCUCCCAGCCCUGCACCUACGCCCUUGCCCGGAAGCCGCCGAAGCAGCAUGGGCAGCAUGGGGGCGGCCAGUGAUGUCAAGAAACUUAUGUCUUGGGAGCAGCACCCGCCAGAGCUCUUCCCGCGGGGCACGAAUCCCUUUGCCACUGUAAAGCUACGUCCCACCGUCACCAACGACCGCUCAGCGCCCCUCAUCCGCUGA